Messenger RNA from Oncorhynchus keta (chum salmon), 2198 nucleotides. RefSeq names its product serine/threonine-protein phosphatase 2A 55 kDa regulatory subunit B gamma isoform. Lineage: Eukaryota; Metazoa; Chordata; Actinopteri; Salmoniformes; Salmonidae. Gene Ontology annotation, cellular component: protein phosphatase type 2A complex; cytosol. The record is from RefSeq and is a predicted model, not a curated record. Gene Ontology annotation, molecular function: protein binding; protein phosphatase regulator activity. The transcript is spliced from 9 exons. Bases 725 to 2059 code for a protein of 444 amino acids. Gene Ontology annotation, biological process: peptidyl-serine dephosphorylation.
ACACACACACACUCUCACACUCACACAUACGCCAAAGCUGACACUGCAGCAGAAAAACAGGCCGGCAGGAUUUCUACCCGGCUGUAGCGUAGCGUCAGAGAGGGACUCUAUUGGCUGAGAGAGAGAAGGACGGUCUUCGUGGUUGCUCUGUCGAGGAGUACCCGACCAGAGGCAACGGGCUGUGUGUGUGUUAAUGUGUUAGGUCCGUGUGUGUGUGAGCACCGCAGCAGGAGCAGCAGCACUGCAGAUGCUGACUGAGUCCGGGGCUCGGCUCAACGCCUCAUCCUCCCCUCCCCCUUGGAGCAUCGACGUGGAAAAGAGGAUCCAUCGCUCUCAACCUCUGUGUGUGUGUCAGUGAACGUGUGUGUGUGUGUCAGUGAACGUGUGUGUGUGUCAGUGAACGUGUGUGUGUGUGUCAGUGAACGUGUGUGUGUGUCAGUGAACGUGUGUGUGGGUGUCAGUGAACGUGUGUGUGGGUGUCAGUGAACGUGUGUGUGUGUGUCAGUGAACGUGUGUGUGGGUGUCAGUGUAAAAGCAGAGCUGGUGUGUCAUCCACUGCUCUGCCAGCGUAUCCGUGUCGUCGGCCCUCUCCCUGUCCCAGAAUGCUUCGCUCUGCGCCCCUGUGCUGAGGCGGCGUUGGGCAGUAUGGGCGCUGCGCUGGCCGGGACCCCCCCCACGGAUCUAAGCUGCCCCACCGGGACGGGCGCACACCGCACCCCUGCUGAUGGGCGAGGACACUGACACCACCCGAACGCUCAACCACGGCUUCCUCCGAGACCACAACUAUGUGACUGAAGCUGAUAUCAUCUCCACUGUAGAGUUCAACCACACUGGAGAACUCCUGGCCACAGGGGAUAAGGGGGGGCGAGUGGUCAUCUUCCAGAGGGAACCUGAGUGUAAGACAGAGCCGUACUCCCAGGGAGAGUAUAAUGUCUACAGCACAUUCCAGAGCCACGAGCCGGAGUUUGAUUACCUUAAGAGUCUGGAGAUCGAGGAGAAGAUCAACAAGAUACGAUGGCUGCCUCAGCAGAACGCCGCCCACUUCCUCCUUUCCACCAAUGAUAAGACCAUUAAGCUAUGGAAGGUGAGUGAGCGGGACAAGAGGCCUGAAGGCUACAACCUGAAGGAUGAGGAGGGCAGGAUAAAGGACCUCUCCACUGUCACCUCACUACAGGUGCCGGUGUUGAAGCCCAUGGAUCUGAUGGUGGAGGUGAGUCCUCGGCGUGUGUUUGCCAACGCCCACACCUACCACGUCAACUCCAUCUCCGUCAACUCCGACCACGAGACCUACAUGUCAGCUGACGACCUGAGGAUCAACCUUUGGCAUCUGGGCAUCACUGACCGCAGCUUCAACAUUGUGGACAUUAAGCCAGUGAACAUGGAGGAUCUGACAGAGGUGAUAACAGCAGCAGAGUUCCACCCUCACCACUGUAACCUGUUGGUCUAUAGCAGCAGUAAGGGAACUCUACGGCUCUGUGACAUGAGAGAGGCCGCACUGUGUGACAAACACUCCAAACUGUUUGAGGAGCCGGAGGACCCCAGUAACCGCUCUUUCUUCUCUGAAAUCAUCUCGUCUGUGUCGGACGUGAAGUUCAGCCACAGCGGGCGCUACCUGCUGACCAGAGACUACCUCACCGCCAAGGUGUGGGACCUCAACAUGGAGAACAAGCCCCUGGAGAUAUAUCAAGUGCAUGAUUACCUCCGCAGCAAGCUGUGCUCCCUUUAUGAGAACGACUGCAUCUUUGACAAGUUUGAGUGUGCCUGGAACGGCUCAGACAGUGUGAUCAUGACGGGGGCCUACAACAACUUCUUCCGGAUGUUUGACCGGAACACAAAGCGUGACGUGACCCUGGAGGCGUCCAGGGAGAGCAGUAAGCCCCGGGCCGUUCUCAAGCCUCGCCGCGUCUGCCAGGGUGGGAAACGUCGCAAGGAUGACAUCAGCGUGGACAGCCUGGACUUCACCAAGAAGAUCCUGCACACGGCCUGGCACCCCACGGAGAACAUCAUCGCCAUCGCUGCCACCAACAACCUGUACAUCUUCCAGGACAAAUUCAACUAGGAGAUGCACGGCCGAGAGAGGGAAAGCGCAGGAGGCUGGAGACAGACACACACACUCCAGACGACAGGGCGCUAUUGUGGAGACACACUCCAGAGUGCUCAGUCCCUGCCUCCCACACUUCCAACUAAUGAAGUCCCCC